AUGCCAACCUACUUGUGCCACGGCUUCCGAUGGACGCGCCGGAUGAUUCGCAUCUUCGUCAUCCUCGAAGAUCUGGACGAUGCCGCCCCGGAUUGGAUUACUGGUCGCCACUCCUCGGCCGCCAUCCUCGAACGCUUCGGUACCAAGUUUGACUACUUGCCUCAACGCCUGCCGCAGCAACAGGCAGAACAGCCGUCUGAACAGGGACCGGGGCCUCAGCAGAAGCAGGCGACGCAAGACGAGAAAAUAGCUGCGCAUCAGGACGACGACUUUUCCGUCCCGCCAUCUCGAGUUCCUGACUCCGAGGACAGUGUCCUGGUCCACCAGUGGUCUCCGGUGAAGCUGCUGGAGGAGUGGGAUCCGGAGGAGACGUCCAUCUCGGCGCGACCAUUUGCCUACGUCGCAGACCACGUCAUUCGGAUAGAUCUAAGCGCCAACGUCUUGGAGGAGAUGGCCAAGUAUGAGGCUCUCGUCAAGGAGAGGAACGAAGGCAGCUGGUUUGAGCGGCUGCGUGACGAACUGCAAGAGGGGUCGCCUAUUGAGUGGUACGUGGUCGUCAAUGGAGAUGAGGAGCGG
This is a messenger RNA of Trichoderma citrinoviride, 576 nucleotides long. RefSeq lists its product as hypothetical. The transcript has a single exon. Lineage: Eukaryota; Fungi; Ascomycota; Sordariomycetes; Hypocreales; Hypocreaceae. The record is from RefSeq and is a predicted model, not a curated record. The annotation marks the transcript as partial.